GUCCUAUGAACUAUUGUCAUCAGAAUCUCUGGGACCGAUGGAUUCCUUCUCCAGAUGAUUUUCCUCACAUGAGCCUUUGUUUCCCUAGGCCGAACGGGUAGAUACAUGCGAGGCGUUUGCAGUUUGUAUGAGCAAAGCUACAUUCAACAUGAUCUGCGAGGAGCUCGAACCGGCGGUGAUGAAGAAGAACACGAUGCUUCGAGAUGCGAUCCCGGUCCGUCAACGCGUGGCGGUUUGUAUUUGGAUAAGUAUAGCUAGAUUUGAAGACAACGAUCACCCUUCUCUGUUUUUGCAGAAAUAAUUAGUUUGAAUUUAAAUUUAAAUUUAAUAGAAUCGAAUAGGUAGUAAACAAUGGUUUGGGCUUUGCUUCCCGUCGAUCCUUCUUCAGGCAAGUAAAGCUUAAUUGAAGUGCUACUAUUGCUUCAUUUUUGUGUUGCAUUAUUUUCAAGACUGAAACCCUAUUCCAUUUGGGCAGCUGAAGAAAUAGGAGAAGAAGAUAAGUAUUAUAUUUUCAAGAACGAAACGUAUACUGUGGGUCGAAAAGGGUGUGAUGUCAUCAUUCACAAAGACAAGGGCGUGUCCAGAAUCCAUGCUCACAUAAUGAUCGAUGGAAUGACUCAAUCAUCUCAAGUUACAAUCAAAGAUUUGUCGAAGUACGGGACAUUCAUUAACAAGAAUCUCACUUCUAACAAGAAAGUUCAUCAAUUUCCUAAUAAACAGACCUCUCUGGAAGAUGGUGAUCUUCUUUCUUUUGGAACUGGAAAUGCAACCUUAAGAUUCUCUUAUGUGCCACUUGUAUUCUACAUCUGUUGUGCUGAGGCCUCUCAGAUGAGUCAUUAUCUUGAGGACAAAGUUUCAUCCAUUGAUUAUUACAUUUGAUAGCUAUGGUGUUUCGGGUCAUUGCAACCAUGGUGAUGUGCAUCGUGGGGUAGUGUAAGUUAAAAUCAUUUCAUAUUCUUCAACUCAAUUGCACAGAAGUAACAUUUUAAUUGUUCAUAGCAUAAAGCAUUAGAAGAAAAUAAAAUGUGCUAUUGCCUACAUAUAACUAUUUAAUGA
Messenger RNA from Hibiscus syriacus, 1056 nucleotides. RefSeq names its product nijmegen breakage syndrome 1 protein-like. Gene Ontology annotation, molecular function: damaged DNA binding; protein binding. The coding region runs from base 601 to 879 and encodes 92 amino acids. The record is from RefSeq and is a predicted model, not a curated record. Gene Ontology annotation, biological process: double-strand break repair via homologous recombination; mitotic G2 DNA damage checkpoint signaling. Gene Ontology annotation, cellular component: Mre11 complex. The transcript is spliced from 4 exons. NCBI's taxonomy places the organism in Eukaryota, Viridiplantae, Streptophyta, Magnoliopsida, Malvales, Malvaceae.